Geodia barretti is the source of this 447-nucleotide messenger RNA. NCBI's taxonomy places the organism in Eukaryota, Metazoa, Porifera, Demospongiae, Tetractinellida, Geodiidae. The record is from the annotation of a GenBank genome assembly.
AUGGAGUCGCUCCGUUUGGAAAAGGCGUACCGCGCCUGGGGACACGAUAUCUGCGACCUGGACACGGUCGUGGAGUCGGGCCUGACGUUUGCCAUCGCGCUCGACAAGGGUGUCGACUUCAACGGUCGGGAGGCGGUCCUCCGGCAGCUCGACGAGGGAGUGGCGCGACGGUUGGCCGUAUUCACCCUGGAAGACCCCGAACCCCUGCUGCUCGGCAACGAACCGAUCUGGCGCGACGGACAACUGGUCGGACGGACGACGUCAGGGACAUUCGGGCAUACGCUUGGCACCUCGGUUGGCAUGGGAUACGUCGAGAACCCGGACGGGGUGACGACCGACUGGAUUCGAGGCGGUGAAUAUGAGCUGGAGGUAGCCACAGAACGGUUCCCGGCGAAGGUACGGCUGACGGCGCCAUACGAUCCAAGAAGCAGGCGAGUGCGGAUGUAA